Uranotaenia lowii is the source of this 2703-nucleotide messenger RNA. RefSeq lists its product as uncharacterized. NCBI's taxonomy places the organism in Eukaryota, Metazoa, Arthropoda, Insecta, Diptera, Culicidae. Bases 1 to 2703 code for a protein of 900 amino acids. The record is from RefSeq and is a predicted model, not a curated record. The transcript has 2 exons.
AUGGAGGAAUUGGCCGAGGACGCCUGUGAGGUUACCACGCUUGUACCGCCGAAACCUGAGGCAGCGAAGUAUGCAAAACCGUCGCAGAAGAAAGAGGGACAUUUCCAUGCUCACAUUAACAGUAAUGGAAACCAGGAAGAAUAUAGACAACGUAAGCCAUGUCCAAUCUGUGGUGGCAUAGAUCACCGGGUUCGGAACUGCUCGAAGUUCCAAGAACUAAAUCUCGAUUCAAGAAAGCGUGCAGUACGCCAGUGGAAUUUGUGCGAAAUGUGCCUGAAUGAGCACGGUAAUUGGAAGUGUAAAUCAAGAAUCCGAUGUAACAUCGAAGGCUGUAGAGUUCAGCACCAUCCGUUGCUCCAUGUUCCGGCGCAAGCCAAAAAGGGAGAAGCAACAGUCGUUAAAUCUGUUUGUAAUUCCCACAACGAAUUCAGAAAAGCGUUUUUCUUUCGAAUAGUUCCACUUACCCUGCACAACGGAAAUCGCACUGUCGAUACUUUUGGAUUCUACGAUGAAGGGUCAUCACUGACCAUAAUGGAAUCAUCAUUAGCACGCCGCCUAGGAAUAGAGGGAAAAAGGCAUCCGCUGGAACUACAGUGGACUUCCGGUGUAACCCGGAACGAAGAUUCAUCCAAGCUCAUUAAAUGCAUGAUCUCGAAGUUAGGAGAUCCGAAACAACAUUCUUUUACCGCACACACGGUUUCGAAACUUGAGCUACCGAAGCAAACCCUCUGCUACGACGAAUUAGCUAAUCGUUAUGAACAUCUGAAAGAUAUCCCAAUCAGUUCAAUUAACGAUGCUCAGCCUGAAGUGCUUAUUGGGUUAGAUAACAUUGACAUUUUAACCCCAAUCGAAAGUCGGCAAGGUCAACCUGGCGAACCUGUUGCCGUGAGAUCAUUGCUCGGAUGGGCCAUCUAUGGGCCUAACGAGGCAGGAGAUAGAAAUGACAAGAACUCGGUCCGAGUUAACUUCCAUCGCUGCGACGCAGAUCAAGAACUUAACGACCUCAUCCGACAACAUUUCGUUCUGGAGGAACCCCAGAACCCGUUUGCGCCGAUUCUUGAAUCUGCCGAAGACAAGCGAUGUAAAACGAUCCUAGAGGAAACCACGGUGUUCCGUGACGGUGCAUACGAAACUGGUUUGCUGUGGAAAGCAGAUGAAGUGUGCUUCCCAGAUAACCGGUACAUGGCUGAGAGACGUCUGAAAUGCCUAGAGAGCAAGCUGUCAAAAGACCCCGAACUCCAGGCCAACGUGCACCAACAAAUACGAGAUUAUUUGACAAAAGGGUACGCCCAUAAGGCGACCGAAGAAGAGUUGGCAGAAACUAGUGCUGAACGCGUCUGGUACCUCCCCCUGAAUGUGGUGACGCACCCGAAGAAACCGAACAAAAGACGGCUAGUGUGGGACGCAGCGGCCUCAGAAAUGUUCCACCAAAUCCGAAUAAGAGCAGCAGACAAAAACUACCAACGAUUCCUGUUUCGAUUCGACGCAACACAACCGCCCGACGUGUAUAUUAUGGACGUCGCGACGUUCGGAGCGACGUGCUCGCCCUGUUCGGCGAUCUACGUGUUGCACAAAAUAGCGGACGAGUGUCGGGAGGAUUUCCCGAAAGCUACUACAGCUAUCAAGGAGAAAACGUAUAUGGACGAUUAUUUCGAUAGUGCCCCCACUUCUGAGGAAGCAGCUGAUCGAGCGAUUCAGGUGAAAGGAGCCCUUGCUCGGGCCGGAUUCACCAUGAGAAAUUGGGUUAGCAACGAUGAAUCGGUGCUACAAGCAGUCGGAGAGAAUUCGGAACAGAAAUCGCUCUCACUUAUCAGUGACAUAGGAGGCGAUAACAUCGAGAGGGUCCUUGGACUGGAGUGGAACCCACGGCAGGAUUGUUUCCAAUUUCCUACCAGCCUACGUGGUGAGCUGGCGCCGUAUGUUUGCGGCGAACGACGACCGACUAAGAGAAUGGCUCUUCGAUGUAUUAUGAGUCUUUUCGACCCAUUGGGUCUUCUGUCCCCGUAUACAAUCCACGGGAAGAUGCUGUUCCAAGAUCUUUGGAGAUGCGGCAUACAAUGGGAUGACGACAUUCCGGAUGAAGCUUUCGAGAAAUGGGUCCGAUGGACAAAGCUUCUCCAAGAAAUCAACAACCUUCAGAUCCCCAGGUGCUACUGUGGUGGAGAUCAUGCUGGAGGGUACGAAACAUUGCAGCUACAUGUGUUCACCGAUGCCAGUGAACUGGACUACGAAGCGUUGACACCCAACCACUUUUUGGGUAACUCCACGGGAGAUCAGGACCCUAUGCGUGAUCCAAUCAGUCUCAGCCAAGCACUGCAAAGCAGUUACCUUCGUUCGCAGUAUUUAGCUGAUGCUACAUGGGACAGAUGGCUGAAGGAAUACUUUCCUAAUAUGAACAAGCGGUCCAAGUGGUUCGAAGAUGUGGUGUCGGUUAAACUUGGAGACCUGGUAUAUAUUGCGGAAGGCAGUCGGCGUACCUGGAUCCGAGGAAGGAUCGUGGAGCUAAUCCCGAACAAGGAUGGAAGGAUCAGACGUGUUGCAGUACAAACGACAUCUGGACGACUCGAGAGACCGGUGGCGAAGCUGGCCGUUAUGGAGAUAGGUAACGGUGAAUCCGAGCAAGGUGAUACGGAGGCCGUUCCGGAUUCACGGGGUGGAGAAUGUUCUGGCAUCCCUGACGUCGCUGCAUCUGAACAGACCUAA